Messenger RNA from Solanum verrucosum, 1899 nucleotides. RefSeq names its product laccase-4-like. Gene Ontology annotation, molecular function: copper ion binding; hydroquinone:oxygen oxidoreductase activity. The record is from RefSeq and is a predicted model, not a curated record. Gene Ontology annotation, biological process: lignin catabolic process. Lineage: Eukaryota; Viridiplantae; Streptophyta; Magnoliopsida; Solanales; Solanaceae. The transcript has 6 exons. Bases 115 to 1788 code for a protein of 557 amino acids. Gene Ontology annotation, cellular component: apoplast.
AGAAUGCAACAAUUCUAUAACACAUUUUUAGAACUUAAAUGCAAAAGAGAUUUGUAGAAAGUACAUACACAAACUCAAAAACACACACACACACACACUAAGGCCAAAAAAAAAAUGGAGUCAAAUUGGCUUCGCAUUUUUGUCCUCUUGGCUUUUUGCUUCUUUCCAGUUUUCGGCAUUACUCGUCAUUACAAGUUCAAUGUGGUAAUGAGGAACAUGAGUUGUCUAUGUUCAAGCAAGCCUAUUGUCACUGUUAAUGGAAGGUUUCCAGGACCUACAAUUUAUGCUAGAGAAGAUGAUAGAGUACUAAUCAAAGUUGUUAACCAUGUCAAAUAUAAUGUCUCUAUCCAUUGGCAUGGUAUUCGACAACUUAGAACUGGUUGGGCAGAUGGACCAGCAUAUAUCACACAAUGUCCAAUUCAACCAGGGAAAAAUUAUGUAUACAAUUUCACAAUUACUGCCCAAAGGGGUACAUUAUUUUGGCAUGCACAUAUUUUUUGGCUAAGAGCUACAGUCCAUGGUGCAAUUGUCAUUUUGCCUAAACGUGGUGUACCGUAUCCAUUCCCUAAACCUAACCAUGAAGCUGUGGUUGUUUUAGGUGAAUGGUGGAAAUCUGAUACUGAAGCUGUGGUUAAUGAAGCUCUAAAUUCAGGAUUAGCCCCUAAUGUUUCUGAUGCUCACACAAUUAAUGGUCAUCCUGGACCUGUUUCCAAUUGUCCGUCUCAAGGUGGAUACAGAUUAAGUGUUGCUCCUGGAAAAACAUACAUGUUACGAGUGAUCAAUGCAGCACUCAACGAUGAACUUUUUUUCAAAAUUGCUGAUCACAAAAUGACAGUAGUCGAAGUCGAUGCUAGUUACGUUAAACCCUUCAAAACAGACACAAUUUUAAUAUCCCCUGGCCAGACAACAAAUGUCAUACUCACUGCUGAUCAAAAUUUCGGAAAAUACAUGGUGGUUACUUCUCCCUUCAUGGAUUCACCAAUCACGGUCGACAACGUGACAGCUACCGCCACGUUGCAUUACACCGGGGCACUCUCCAGUGCCCCGAUGACCCUCACUAGUGCCCCGCCACAAAACGCGACAUCAGUCGCUAACAACUUUAUCAACUCUCUUAAAAGCCUUAAUUCGAAAAAAUACCCGGCUAAAGUACCGAAAAAAGUAGAUCAUUCGUUACUUUUCACAGUUGGGCUCGGGAUUAACCCGUGCCCAACUUGUAUACUGGCUAAUGGAAGCCGGAUUGUUUCUAGUAUAAAUAAUGUUACGUUCGUUAUGCCAAAGACCGCGCUUUUACAAGCGCAUUUCUUUGGCAUAAAAAACGUUUUCACGAUGGAUUUUCCAGGAAAUCCGCCGUUCGUUUUCAACUAUACGAGUACAUUACCGCCGCCAAGUUUGGCUACGAUGAGCGGAACCAAACUCUACCGUCUGCGUUAUAACGAGACGGUACAGUUGGUUUUGCAGGAUACUGGAAUUAUAGCUCCUGAGAAUCAUCCGAUUCAUUUGCAUGGUUUUAAUUUUUUUGCAGUGGGUAAAGGUUUAGGGAAUUUUAAUCCAAAAACGGAUACGAAGAAUUUUAAUCUUAUGGAUCCUGUUGAAAGGAAUACGAUUGGAGUUCCCUCUGGAGGAUGGGUGGCUAUAAGAUUCCGCGCUGAUAAUCCAGGAGUUUGGUUUAUGCAUUGCCAUCUAGAGAUACACACAACAUGGGGAUUGAAGAUGGCAUUCCUUGUAGAUAAUGGAAAGGGUCCAAAUGAGUCACUUUUGCCACCUCCAAAGGAUCUUCCAAAAUGCUAAAAUAACAAAAAAAAACCUCUAAAGGAGUACAGCAAAAGCUGCACCAUGCAAUGAGGAAAAACAAGAAUAGAGAGUCAACAAACAGUAUAUUCAUUUUCUUGAGUGGAAAAA